This is a messenger RNA of Salvia miltiorrhiza (redroot sage), 1783 nucleotides long. RefSeq names its product mitochondrial arginine transporter BAC2. Gene Ontology annotation, molecular function: transmembrane transporter activity. The coding region runs from base 435 to 1571 and encodes 378 amino acids. Gene Ontology annotation, biological process: transport. The record is from RefSeq and is a predicted model, not a curated record. NCBI's taxonomy places the organism in Eukaryota, Viridiplantae, Streptophyta, Magnoliopsida, Lamiales, Lamiaceae. The transcript has 6 exons.
CAAAAGCCCAUCAUUUGAAGGAAAUAGGCCCAUUUAACUCGGAUCGCAACAUAUAUAAAGCAGAGGCUCAGAGAUGAACUGAAAUGAAAAUGGAGAAAAAGGGGACAAGGACAAGUGUAGAGCGGGAAAUAUCAGCUGAAACGUAGAAACGCACAGCGUCGCCGCCGCAGGCUAACUGAGUAUUAGUUAUCGAUUUCUGCUGUUUUCUUCUCUGCUGCUCACAAUUUCGGUUUCUUCUCGAAGGCGAGCGGUGUUCAAGCUUUUAGGCUCAGCCGCCUAGGGCACAGGUAGCAUUAGCUUGAGGAAGAUGGAAUUUAACUUCGAGAAUGGAGACUUCGUGUAAAUCUCGCGGUUUUUGGAUUUCUCAAAAACUGACGUGUAAGAACCACCGUCGUUGAAAUUUCGAGUGAGCUCGUCAGUUUAAUUCUGUGGGGAUGAACGAAUUGUUGAAUAACAAGACAUUCGCGGUGCACGCCGCGGCCGCCGCGGCGUCCGUGGCCCUAGGCACUGCCGUGACAUACCCGCUGGACACUCUCAAAGCCUUGAUGCAGGUUGGCUCCACUGGUAAGAGACCGUUGACUGCGGCUGAUGUUCUUUACAGAGUGCGAGUUUUAUCAGGAUAUUCAGGUUUGUAUAAUGGCGUUGGGUGGCUGAUUAUGGGAAGAACAUUGGGUCUUGGUGUUCGCUUUGGCGUUUAUGAGAUAUUGACCGCAUUCUACGAGGAUGGUCGUGAGGAUGAUCAUUUACUUCUCUCUGAGGCUAUGCUGGCAGGAUUUGCUUCUGGAACUGUUGAAUCACUUGUAAGCUCUCCAUUUGAAAUGAUUAAAGUUCGUGCUCAGGUUGCUUCUGCUUCUCGCAUUACAACCCCGCCUUCCAUUGUUGAAAAGAGUGUUGUUCCUCCUUUAGUUUCGAGAUUACUUCCCAGAUGUUCCCUGGAUAUGACUGCAAUGAGCAAAUCCAUUUCCCUUUUGUCCACCUUGACCACUAGAAAUGGAAAUAUAUUGGAUUCUUUGAAAGAGUACCCAUGGAUGAUGACAGGAUCCGGGAAACCACCUCCUGUUAGCAAUGUCCGAACAUUAUUAGAAAUCGUUUCUUUGGAAGGUUGGACAGCUCUGUGGAGAGGUUAUAGAUCUGGUAUAGUGAGAGAUUCCAUUUUUGGUGGCUUAUUUUUUGGAAGCUGGCAAUUUCUACACGAAGUCAUGCUCAACUGGAAAGCUGUGAAUAUGGAUCCUAUUCCAAGGUAUGACAGUGAAGUUGGCCCAUUGUCUCCAGUGGCUGUUAGCCUCUCGGCUGGAGUUUCUGGUGCCUUUGCUGCAGCUGUUUCACAUGGUUUUGACACAACGAGAAACCGAUCACAAUGCACUGUUUUGCCUAAGUAUUUAUUAUUGGAGAGGAAAUUUUUGAUGUGGCCUAAAAGAGGAAAUAGAUUUGAGAGGCUCACAGGGAUCCACCCGGCUGACAGAAAUUUACUGCUGAAUGGCAUAGGGUUGCGGAUGGCCCGUUGUGGACUCGCAUCAUCUAUCAUCGUCGGAAGCUACUUUUUUGCUAUCAAUCACUUGGUGCCUAGUUAAAGAGUCCUUUAUUUACAAGAUCCAUAUUAAAACCUUAUGGUCCUGUGAGGAUUUUGACUGGGCUAACAUACAAGGGAAGAAAUUCCUUGAAUGCUUCUUAUUGCAACCAGCUACUGAUUCUCUUUGCUUGAGUAUAUAUUGUUGUUCUGGUAACAAGUAUACAUGCAAGGUUUACACUUUGGAAUAACACGGCUGCUACAGAGUUUACCUCC